Messenger RNA from Diuraphis noxia (Russian wheat aphid), 927 nucleotides. It is a transcript of the gene qsm, whose product is annotated as Zona pelucida superfamily protein qsm. Gene Ontology annotation, biological process: anatomical structure morphogenesis. NCBI's taxonomy places the organism in Eukaryota, Metazoa, Arthropoda, Insecta, Hemiptera, Aphididae. The record is from RefSeq and is a predicted model, not a curated record.
UUUCAACCAGAGCUCGCUUGCCAACCGGUUUUUGAAAAAAACCUCAUUCAGUUUAAACUGUCUCUACAAGAUGUAUAUAAAUGUGGAYUGACCAAAGUGACCAAUCAAGGAACCGGUACAGUCACGUACUAUCAUCAGAUAGUCAUAGAGAAAGACGGUGGCAAGAACUAUGAGCACAAGUCUUUUGUAAAUGUGAAGUGUUGGUUUUCCGGAAACAAAAAUCACACAGUGGCCAAAAGAAAUGUACUACCUGCCGGAUUCCAAGAGCCAGAGGACUUGGAGAUCACCACUUCGUUGACGGAAAACGCACCGAUUCCCAUGCUUAAGGUGGGUGUGCGACAGGGUGGUAGUAUCGUUAACGGCGAACUCAACGUCAACCCAGGCACGCCRUUGCAAAUGGAAAUAUACCUGGACAAGGACAGUGCCCCGAUCUAUGGGCUGCUGGUGAGCUACAUGCAAGUGACGGACACCAAAGCGCAAGAGGAAACCAUCAUAUUUAACGGCUGUUCGGUGGAUCCAUAUUUGUUCGAAAACUUUAAUACGGUGGACGGCGAUUUUUUGACCGCUAAAUUCAGAGCGUUCAAGUUCCCCGAGUCAACGUACGUGCAGUUCAAAGGCACUGUUAACGUCUGUUUAGACAAGUGCAGAGGGUUACAUCCUGUAUAUUCAGUGAAAUUGGAAAUCGACACGACAGCGGACGAACGGAACCAGACCAACUCGAACUCGCUGGACAUGAGGCCCAAGGGUGGCGCCAGAAACACUGACGGUACCGACCACAUGCGUGUGGACACCGAGGAAAUCCGCGAAGAGCUCAAGUACACGCUGCUGGAGACCAAUUCCGGCCACGUUCUGGGGCCACGCGCUGUGGCUGCAGUGGCCGUGCUGUUGCUGGUGGCCAUUGCGCGUGGUGCGAUGAUGGACGUUUGA